Kwoniella shivajii is the source of this 501-nucleotide messenger RNA. RefSeq lists its product as uncharacterized. Bases 1 to 501 code for a protein of 166 amino acids. The transcript is spliced from 4 exons. Lineage: Eukaryota; Fungi; Basidiomycota; Tremellomycetes; Tremellales; Cryptococcaceae. Gene Ontology annotation, biological process: mitochondrial respiratory chain complex IV assembly. The record is from RefSeq and is a predicted model, not a curated record. Gene Ontology annotation, cellular component: mitochondrial inner membrane; mitochondrion.
AUGUCGUCGUCGUCUUCCGCUCCUUCGUCAUCAAAACCGCACAAUGCACCAUUGAAUAUUCCAGCGGGCAAUAGUCCGAUCACACCUGAUUCAGGACCUAUAAAGGCAGAUGAAAAUCUGACUGGCGAUACAUUGGAUGAUCUAAAGAAGGCUCUAAAGCGGAUACGGCCAAAGGAGGAUUUCGAGAACAUAGGCAAGAUACCAUGCGCUAGAAAUAGUUUGCUAUAUGGUAUAGCAGGAGGAACAGGUCUAGGAGCUGUACGGUUCUUGGGAUCAAGGAGACCAUGGGCAGCGGCGAAUUGGGCUGUGGGCAGCUUCAUUAUCAUAUCAGGGUUCCAGUGGGAGAUGUGUAACAGAGCAAGACGGAAGGAACUGGCUCAAAUGCGCGCCAUAACGGAAAGAUAUCCUCAUCGACAUAUAUCAAAGUUGAAACAGCAAGGAUCAGAUUGGGUUCCCCCACCUACGUCCGACGGCGUAAAUGGAGGAAUGACAUCAACAUGA